AUGGGAUGGGGGCCCGGUGCCGGUCCGUGGCCAUACACUUUACUCACCGACGCUGAUUUGUCGGUGGAGCUCGCACAUUCGUCGGGCGCUCGGAGUAUCGGUGGCUGGGACGCCGUCUCCUUCCAGCCGUACGCGGACGCGGACUGGAGCAACCAGGACCGAUAUGUCGCUCAAGAUUGGACGAUCGGGGAAGGCGUAUGGAGAUUCUGUGGGUUAUUCGACGGCCAUGCCGGGGACGACACCGUCGAGCACACGGUUAACACGCUGCCGUCGGUGAUAGAGCGCGCGCUGCGGAAGGCGUUAGCGAGUCCCAGCUCGUCCGCGGCCGAAUCGACGGUCUCGCUCAUAUCCAACCUCCUCGUCAAGGAAAUCAAAGCGUUCGACGAACAGCUCGGAAAAGACCUCUUCGACAUCUUCCCGGAGGACAUCGACCCAUUAACUGACCUCUCCGGGGAGGAGAUCAGGGCCAUCUUGAACGAUAGUGGCGAAAGGACAUUGAAGGGGGAGCGUUGUAAGCAGGGAUCAACGGUGCUCAUCUCGAUUCUGGAUCCGAGCGGACGAAAUCUCUGGGUCGCAAGCUUAGGAGAUUGCGAUGGUGUGCUAGGAACCCAAGAUCAAUCAGGGGAGUGGGAUAUCCGAGUUCUCAGCAGCAAUCAUAAUGCAAAGAACCCCGAAGAGGCCGGACGCAUCAGGGGCGAGCAUCCCGGGGAAGCAGAAUGCGUCGUGGAUGACAGAGUGCUGGGUAUGAUGGCAGUGACCAGAGCCGUAGGAGACCUGCAAUUCAAGUUCCCCAAAUCCUGGACGGAGCGUCUGCUCAUGAACGUAGGCCCCCCGUUUCAAUUCGCAGUGGCAGAUGUCGACAGGUUCAUCGCCCGAAAUCUGUCACCGCCGUAUCUGUCGAAUGUCGCGGAGGUGCAGCACGUGUAUCUGGGGGACGUGGACGAGCGGCCGCGUAAGCGAUUCCUGAUCAUGAGCUCAGACGGGCUAUACGACCUCCGCAGUGACGAAGAGGAAGACAUGAUGGUCGGCGAGCUUGCGACAGACUGGAUGGAGGCUGUCGCCGGGGUGCCAGAGGGGGCUAACAAGGCAUUAGGCCUAUUGAGGCACGCCUUAGGAGGUGAAGACGAAGAGAAGAUCUCGAGUCAUUUGACGGUAGAGAUGAUGGAACGGUGGAUGGACGACACGACGAUUUUAGUCAGGAGUAUCUAG
Messenger RNA from Punctularia strigosozonata HHB-11173 SS5, 1209 nucleotides. Its product is annotated as protein serine/threonine phosphatase 2C. Gene Ontology annotation, molecular function: protein serine/threonine phosphatase activity. NCBI's taxonomy places the organism in Eukaryota, Fungi, Basidiomycota, Agaricomycetes, Corticiales, Punctulariaceae. Bases 1 to 1209 code for a protein of 402 amino acids. The transcript has 4 exons. Gene Ontology annotation, biological process: protein dephosphorylation. The record is from RefSeq and is a predicted model, not a curated record.